Aspergillus welwitschiae is the source of this 630-nucleotide messenger RNA. RefSeq lists its product as uncharacterized. The record is from RefSeq and is a predicted model, not a curated record. The transcript has a single exon. Bases 1 to 630 code for a protein of 209 amino acids. Lineage: Eukaryota; Fungi; Ascomycota; Eurotiomycetes; Eurotiales; Aspergillaceae.
AUGUAUCCCUUUCUUCCUUGGAGUCAGAACCAGUCUAGUGUUCGCUCUUCUCUGAGCGAGGCCACCACUAGUACUCAGAAUGUCUCCUUCAGCUUUAGUUUCGGCAGCUCUUGCUCACCCACUUCGAUGCCGCCUCCCCCACCACCCUCUCCCACUGAUUCCUUGCUCGACAUUACUCCUCGCAAGUGCUCCUUUUCCAGCGGCUAUGAGAUGAACAACUCUUGCGCCUUCCCAUCUUGGCCCAACCGCCCUUCUCUGCUGAGUGCAGACUCGGACAGUUCCACUGCCAGCGCCUACCUUUCCGAUGAAGAUCUCCUCCCCAUCGGCUCUGGAUCCCCCUGCGAGAGUGCGAUCGACGAAGAAUCCGCCGCGCAGGACCCGACCAUGGGAGAUGUUGACCUGACGACCGAGCAGCAGAUCCAGAUGAUUCGCGCCGCAGCGGAAGAAGAAGCGCAGCGCGCGCGAUUCCUUGCUCAGGUGCAGGCCCAUGCGAGAGCACAGCAGGCCAUGCGGGUGGCACAGAUGGCAGCAGCAGAGCGCGAGAACGCAAAGCGCAAGAAGCGCAAGGCCAUCCCCGAGAGGAAGCGGCGGACCGCAUCUGCUUCCAAAGCCACCGUCUGCCGCGCCUAA